UUAAAAAGAAAAGACUCUAUAGUAAAAAAAAAAACAACCUACAUUAUUAUCAAUCACGUACAUCAUUCACGAAUAGGGGCAUUUGCUUGAGUGUAUGGAAUUUAUAUUGUGCUUAGUAGGAUCUCCUAGAAAGCCUACUAACAGACUAGACUUUAGUGAGGUGACCUGUGAGGACUAUUUGUUAAGAAGAAGGAGAUGGGUAGAAUCAUUGUAUCAGAUCAGAGGCAGAGCAUAGUAAUUUGAAAAAGCAGUUCUUAAUGAUUAAUUUCUUAAGAGUAAAAAUUCUGAUGUCCCACAAUAAGGGGUGAAUGAUAAAGAUUAUGGUAUGCCUGUAGGACAAAAUACUUGGCAAUCAUAAAAAAAUUUUAUAUUUUAGUAAAACAUCUAAAUCACAUAGGUUGUUAAAUUUAAAAGGCAGGAAAUAGGGGCUCGUGGCUGGCUCAAUUGGUAGAGCAUGGGACUCUUGAUCUCAGGGGUGACUCUUGAUCUCAGGGUUGUGAGUUUGAGCCCUGCUGGGUGUGGAGCAUACUUUAAGAGGCAGAAAACAGACAUUUAAUAUAAAAAACACUAUAUUAAAAAAUACAUAUAGAAAAAAACUGGAAAGAAUCAAAGGUAAUUAUUUUAUAUAUGUUUUCUCCUCCUCUCCCACCUUACCCCCAGUUUUCUCCAAUGUCUUAUUUUCCUAAAGUGAUUCUCUAACAGAACUAAGUUUGUGAAGAUACCAUCACCCUGUGCUACUUGCCUGUCAGUUCCUUGACAUUUAAAAAUCUUCCUGAGAAUGUCAUAGUCCUGUUUAAGGAGUCCCUGUCAUUCAGUAUAUUUUGGCACUGGGAGCCAGGAAGAGGGAAUAGAAAGUAUUCACUGCAAAGUAGCUGUGUUUCUUGUGACUGAAAAAACAUAUAGUGAGACAAAUAAGUUGAAAUAAAAGCCAUGUAAACUUUUUUGCUUGUAUAUAUAGAGACUGAAUCUGCAUCAAGUCUGCAUUUGGUAUCAGACUUCUGGACUGUGAACACUUAGAGGAUGUACAGAGGCUCUGUCUUGUAUGAGUACAUUAAGUUAAACAAAUCUGUGUGGAACCCCUACUACAUUCCAGCAGGAAGUCAUUAUGUGACUAACACAUUUUCAUCAGAUUUCCUCUGAUGGACCCUGCAGUGUAUGUGAGAAUGAUGUGCACUGCCAAAAAAUGUGGAAUUAGGUUCCAGCCUCCAGCUAUUAUCUUAAUCUAUGAGAAUGAAAUGAAGGGGAAAAGUCGCCAACGCAUCAUGCCAGUCCGAAACUUUUCAAAGUUUUCAGAUUGCAGCAGAGCUGCUGAACAGUUAAAGAACAAUCCACGACACAAGAAUUACCUGGAGCAAGUGUCCCUGAGGCAGCUAGAGAAGUUGUUCCGUGUUUUACGAGGUUAUUUGCAGGGGCAAAGUUUGGCCGAAACGAUGGAGCAGAUUCAGCGGGAAACAACGAUUGACCCUGAGGAAGACCUGAACAAACUAGAUGACAAGGAACUUGCCAAAAGAAAGAGCAUCAUGGAUGAGCUUUUUGAGAAAAAUCAGAAGAAGAAGGAAGAUCCGAAUUUUGUUUAUGACAUCGAAGUGGAGUUCCCACAGGAUGAACACCUGCAGUCUUGUGGCUGGGACACAGAGUCAGCCGACGAGUUCUGAUACCAGAAACUCAAAGAAGGCAUUGGGCUCACAGAAGAACCAUGUUUAUACAUUCUUCGUGUACUUGUGAAACUGAGUAAUACAAGUGGACAAUGCAAUAUAAAAUGAUUGUACAGUUAUACUAAGAAUGUAUAAACAUGGUUCUAGAAAAAUCUGUAAAGAGCACAAAACGUACGUAUUGGGUUAUGUUUGGAUUGACCAUGUUACUUUUCAAAACUGAGACAUGUAGAGUAUCUACUAUGUAGAUGCAUUAGGAAUAUAAGAACAGAAUAUCGGAAUAUGCCUUUAAGGGGCUUACAAUCUAAUCGGAAGAUAAGUCAAAAACUUGUGAAAAGCUAAUUAAUAGAAUUAGGCAGCAAAAAAUUAGAGCCAGAUGCUUGAUAAAUGUUAAAGAGGGCCAGAGCCUAGAUUACCAUAGGGUAGAAUAGUCAGGGAAGACUUUGCCCUUUAGUGGAGAGAUGGGCCCUUGAAAUCAUAGUAUUUAGAUAGAAUUUUAUACAGAAUUCCAGGUGAGAGAAACUGAAAGAAAGAAAAAGGGGGAGGAGGUUAAUGAUAAAGAGAUGGGGAUGAGAACAUUUUAUCUGAGGAGCAGAAAGCUAAUUAUAGUUUGCCACGAUCAGAGGGCAUACAUGCUUAUCGGGAUUAUCCCAUAUGCACUGUGUCUUUAUGUGUAUUUAACUGUGGGGCAGAAGAUCAGUCCUCCCAGAGGCCCUGCUGCUGCACCUGGAGGUCAUCUGAUGGACGGCAGGAGAAUUCUGCCCCUCCAGGGUCAGGAAAUACAUUCUAAAGACACUCUGAAACCCUGAAGCUCUUCCCAUAACUACAGAAGUUUGUUUGUAAAAUGGGAAAUCUACCCAUGCUAAAUGAACAAUAGGCAUUGCCAGUUUAGGCUUAUUUAUGAGUUUGGACCUACAAAGACAAGAUCUUUGUUGGACCAGGUUAUACGUGUACGGGUACAUCUUUCUUCUUACUAGAACAUUGUGUAACUAGCACAUACUCUAUGUUUCCUGCAAGGAAAUUAAUAUUAAAUAAAACUGUAAAAAUCGUUCAUUCUUUCUACCUGUCCAUCCCUACUCUCUUUACCAUUAAAAGCUCCGUUAAAGAGAUCAUUCCUUUUUUAAAAAAAAAAUAAACAUCUUUUUUAAA
Molecule: messenger RNA, 2801 nt
Organism: Suricata suricatta (meerkat)
Lineage: Eukaryota; Metazoa; Chordata; Mammalia; Carnivora; Herpestidae
Gene: CEP19
Product: centrosomal protein 19
Exons: 3
Coding region: 1140-1655 (171 amino acids)
Biological process (GO): trans-Golgi to periciliary membrane compartment transport; microtubule anchoring at centrosome
Cellular component (GO): centrosome; centriole; spindle pole
Source: RefSeq, a predicted model, not a curated record